Messenger RNA from Penicillium robsamsonii, 4746 nucleotides. RefSeq lists its product as uncharacterized. The coding region runs from base 1 to 4746 and encodes 1581 amino acids. The transcript has 4 exons. The record is from RefSeq and is a predicted model, not a curated record. NCBI's taxonomy places the organism in Eukaryota, Fungi, Ascomycota, Eurotiomycetes, Eurotiales, Aspergillaceae.
AUGGCAGACCCCACCCCGCAUGGUCGCGGAGUCCAGAAACUUCCUUCCCUGCAGAAUGUUCGCAGUCCACUCUCGCCAGGCAGCGGUAGCGGAACCCCGAUCUCAUUCCAAACAAACGUGAAUCGCUCCAAAACAAAACGUUGGGUGGAAGCGAAGCAAUAUUCUUAUGAUGGAGGUGACUGGGGUAGCGAUGACGACGAAGAAGAAGAGGAGGAGGCGCCUCCCGCAGUACCUCGGCCUCCCUAUGCCACCCACAACACUGGCAGUUCGUCCGAGUUAUCCUCGAGGCGUUUGUCUGGGAUCGGAUUCGGAGCCGGUGAGUCGCAUCCGGCUGAUGCCCAGGGUAGGAACCUAAGUGGAGGAGACCAGAAGGCCCUACCUUUUGUGAGGCCGGCCGACCUCUAUAAACGCAUGCGCGAGGAGAAAGCGACACAGCAGUCUCCUAUCACUGGUAUCAAUGAUCCCAAGCCUGACGCGUUUGGAGCUCCGCCUCCAACAAACCAACAGGAACCUGAUUUGGGUCUACCGGAAGUCAAGCGCAUGUCUAGCUUUGGUACCGAUUUCUUGGGUGGUGCAGACUCCCACCCGCCACAGGAUAGCCCUGCAUCUCAGGAGUCCUCUUUGAACCAUAAAUCCUCGUCGGGAUUCCGAUCGGUAGUGAAUCAGGCCUUCGAUGUCCCAGAAACUCCGCAAUCCACUACCACUAGUUUCGCGCGGUCGAACAGCGAUGGUACUUCGACCAUCAGUCCUAUCAUGGGCUCUCGUACUAUGACUGAUGAAAGAACACCCACCAUUCUCGAGGAACCCAAUGAGUCAACCUCCCCGAAGGCAACUGCGAAUGCGGUCCCAGCGCUUAACCCUGGUCACCGCCGGGACCUGAGCCUUCCUAGUUCGGACAACAGUCCUUCGAAAAAGCCUCAAAUCACAGACCAGGACACUCCAACGGCGGGCCAUGCGGAAUUUUCCUCCAUUCCUCCACUUCAGAGUUUGUCACCAGAGUCGUCUGAUGCGGCAAUCUCUCCUCAGAACCCGAUGCAACCAUACGCGAACAAGGGGCAGGAUAUGCCCGCCCCUCUCAAAUUCGGAAGCGCAUCGGGCCCUGACGCCUUCCAUGGCGAAAUCCCCGCCAUCAUGGGAGCCGAAGAAUCGCCACAGAAUACCGACAACGAUCGCUUGAGGGAGGAGAUUAUCCGAUCAUUAAGUCGGGAAGCCACCCCCUCGGAAGACCCAGAGCCCAGCAAGCAAUCUCAGUCGCAGGCACCCGCUGAGUCCAUCGUUUCUGACAGCCGCCCAGACUGGAUUGGCCCGCCUCCUUUGCCGUCUAGGGACCCUUAUGCGAACAGCCAAGGCGCGACUGGCAACUCUUCAUCCACGGUCGGCGAUCAACCAAAGAAGCCCAAGUUAGAAAGACGGUUCUCAUGGGAAUCCUCUGACGAGGAAGAACCAGAGCCGCCUCAAAUGCCCGGGGGCUAUUCAUCGCCCCCUCCUUUGGCCACAUCGUUAUCUACGCAAGAGCCUGAGCCUAUACAUGAAACGCCUGUAAAUGAGGCGCCUGUACGUGAAGCGCCUGCACAUGAAGCGUCUGUACGUGAAGCGCCUGUACAUGAAGCGCCUGUACAUGAAGCGCCUGUACAUGAAGCGCCUGUACAUGAAGCGCCUGUACAUGAAGCGCCUGCUCCAUUGGUGUCGGAUGUGCCGCACGACUCGUUUACUUCUGAUGAGGAAGGGUCCGAUACCCAGCGUGCUGUGGCCAAGCCUCGACUUUCGAUUGUUCCACCUAUCCCGGAGAACACUACACCACCGGAGCAAGUUAUGGGACCAGGGGUUACGCCUCCCACACUACCUCCGCGAGCUCAAGUACCUUCUAACGCCGGCAGCUCAUCCCUCGAUCAGUCUCAGCUUUUAGGCUUCCGUGAUAUUCUCGGUAUCACAUCUAUCAACCAGCGUAUCAAGUCCUUCGAACACACCCGCGACCAGUUCGCCACCAUCGACACUGGUUUGAAUCAUUGGCUUCAGUUCAUGGUUCAUGAGCAUCCUGAGCAUGCCAGCGUGGUGCAACAGACCCAGAGUUUCUCCCCUACUGUGCCACCAUCAGAUGCCUCCCGCAGCAGAUUCCCCAAGUUAGGUGCUCUUGGGAGUCUCGGCUCCUUGAAUGACGGUACUCCGACUAGCUCCACUCAUAUCAGACGCCCAUCGGCCCAUCUAGGCACCGUGAUGAACAAGGAGAAAGUCGGAGAAAAAGGAAAGGAGCUGCUCCACACUGCGGGAGCGUUUAGUGGCAAGGCAACUGGGGCAGCCAAGGGGCUAUUUGCCAAGGGCAGAAGCAGGUUUCGACCCAGUGGAGGGUCUGAGAAGGUUCAGUCAACCCCAAAUGCUUCUCGCCGCAGCUUCCAGUUUUCCUUCCCUUCGGGGUCGGGUGAAGUGCCUGGUAACUCUUCUCAACGAAACUCUGUCAGCUUAGGCAGUCUUCCCAUCUUCAAAUCUGAGCGAACCGGGCCCAAAUCCGAUACUGAUCCACCGGUGAGUCUCUGUCUAGAUGGUCCAGAGUGUGAAAACAAUGCCGAUAAACGUGUCAAGGCGACCAACUCGGGGAACAACUCCCUGUCGCACAACCAUGUUGGCGGAACAACUGUGGAACUGCCAUCUUCCAACGGCAUCCCUCGUAAACCUGAAGUUCCAGGAAAGUCUGCCUUUGCUGGAGACCUCGAGCAGGAGAUGAUAGCUGCCCUUGGCCUUUCACCCACAGAUCCUCCUCAUCCUCAGAGGUCUGCAAGUACCCCGAUGGUGCCGGAUACAUUUAGCCAGGUACCUGGCAGCGAACGCCAAUUCACAGAGCCACUGCCACAACAAGAAAGCACGACUGGCGAUCAAUUUGACGCGAAAGCGCCAGCCAUCAAAGCCCCAGUCGCAGAAAAUAGCAUGCCGGUAAUUCCUGAUGAGCCUUUCCACGUCCCUUUGCCGGUUACGAACAACCAGAGGCAUCGGCUAAGCAAGUCUACACCGGAGAUUGUUAUUCCGUCAAUCCGUCCAGUGUUUGAUGAAAUCCCUCGGCCGCCUUCAUCUCCCCCUCCACCUCCUCCCAAGGAUAAUGAUUAUGGGCUUGCGCCUAAGCAGGAUCAUAGGCGCCAGCCCUCUAUCUCAACACUCGGGGCUGAUGAGCAAGCCGGGAGUACAUCUGAUGACGAACUCGACAGACAUCCGCCCUCUCCUAUGCAAGAAACAGCAAACGAGGCAGCACCCGAACGAUGGUGUAAUAACAAGGCUGAGCAUUCUGUGGAUAAAGCCCACGAUGACUCCCUGCCAUCUGCUCAAGAGAAAAGAAAGUCCUUCAUACCUUUCUAUCCGUCACCGUUCACAAGCUCUGCUGAGGUCCUCGAGUCGAAAAGAAAAUCCAUCAGUGGUCUACCUCCAUCUGCUCCAGACGUGCAUAGCCCCUUGAGGAAUGAAGUCAGAUACUCGCCGGGGACCCGAAGCAGUAUGCUGAGCUUUGGUAGCUUCGGAAAGCAGAGCGCCAACGGCAAAGGGACUCGCCCGUCUACGCCUGCUAAUGAUCUUCAACCUUCGGAAUCUGGAUCGCCUGCGGAGAAUGGAGAUUCUGCUAUUGGGAAACUCAAGAACUUUGGGAGACGACGACGCGCUUCGGUGGGAGAUCUCCUUUCUGGUAUUCAACUGCAACAGCCUCAGGGGCCCCCGGAAGGCCAGCGAAAACGAGCACUCAGCAGAAUUAGUGGACUGUUUGGCCGACAAGGCUCUCAAGACACUGAGAGAAAAUCGACCGACCACGCCAGAACUACCUCGGAACAGCUACAGGACCAAUAUCUGUCAGCACCCUCGUCGACAAAUGGAAAUUUAAAUACUAGUUUCGCUUCACAUGAUGAACCAUCAGUCCUCAGCGAUCCGUUUGAACAGAAGCCUUUGCCAACUCAGCCUCCCAAGCCUACGGCACCUCCUCCACCACCACCACCACCACCGAGCGAUGCAAACCUUCUACCCCGCGAUAAUUGCCAACGUGCCGGUAUCUCACUUCCAACCAGUUUGUCAUCUAACUCCCUGGCGACUGGUCGGUUUUACUCGCAAUUUCAGUCUGGAUCCACGAAUGAAACCCCCACCAGCUCUCGCCAUGCUAGCACGCUCAGUCAGCCUCCCCCAGGUCAUUCCCGGUCACCAUCUCCCAUGUCAUUGCACGAGAAUCGAGCUGCACUUGCACUGUCACCGCUAGGGGAGCUAGAAGACCAUCGGAUACAGCAACUGCAGGCAGAGGGGCAGCGCAAGCAAGAACCCCUGCAAGACCAAACCCUGCAACUAGGCACCUUGAGCGAGAAUCAGGAACAAGAGAAGCACGAGGAACAUAAGGAUAGUUUGCAUGGGGAGCGCCUUCGACACGAACUAUAUGGGGAGAUACUCGAGGCUCCGACUAACAACCAAAACCACCCGGGCCAGCAAUACGAAUUACAAGGCGAUCUCAAACAACAAAGUCUGGCUCCUCAGCUCAGCAUUCGAUCACGAAAGCCAGUGUUUUCAGACACGAUAUCCCCAGCCUCGGAGAACCAUGCACCACGUUAUACCGCCGUCUCAAAUGCUCCCGUGAUAUCCACGCAUCCUCAUCGCAGUGAAGACAAGGCCCGUGUAGUCAAUGACUCGCCUCGGCCGGUGGAACUUGCCAUCACCGCGGACGACUCCAGCGAGGAGAUCGUCAUGUCCCCCACGUCCUACCCCGGACAGGAGUGGACGCCCAUGCAUUUGUAG